Messenger RNA from Colletotrichum acutatum, 1963 nucleotides. RefSeq names its product vitamin B6 photo-protection and homoeostasis-domain-containing protein. The record is from RefSeq and is a predicted model, not a curated record. Lineage: Eukaryota; Fungi; Ascomycota; Sordariomycetes; Glomerellales; Glomerellaceae. Bases 313 to 1839 code for a protein of 508 amino acids. The transcript is spliced from 5 exons.
CUAUGUUUGUUGAUCGCCGCGGAUGGCAACGAACCAAAACGGUCCUCACGCGCGCGCAAAAGCUGCUGGCUGCAGUCCUUUUCGUAUCCCCGUAUCCGUUUCUUUUCUUACCCAGCCGGAAAAAGGCCUCUGCUAAUUCUUUUUUUGCAUACUCCUUCCUGCGCGUCAUUCAACUCGAACCUCUUUGAUCUUCUCUCAAUCUAAUCUUUUUCACUCGCAAGAAAGGGACCCAACUCAUCUUUUCUUUCCAAAUCUUGAAAGUUCGAAUCAAAACGUCCUCUCAUCUACAACCUUCUGAGAGCGCGCUAGACCAUGUCAACGCGCUCGACACAAACCGUCCUAGAGACGCCGACGAUACUAAGGAAGAGAUCGGGUUUUCUGGUCCUCGCCGAAUAUGACAAAGCCGGCGCUCUAAAGACCAAGUAUAUCGAGUCGGCUCCGACUGCCGGAUCAUCUAAGGUCGAUCUCACGCUCCCUCCCAGAAGAAAGAAGCCUUGGCAAGAGCUUCUCGAAAUCUUUUUGCCAGAUGGCUAUCCGCAUAGCGUUACAGAUGACUAUGCUGAAUAUCAGAUUUAUGACUCUCUUCAAGCUUUUGCUGGCACAAUUGCCGGCAUGAUUUCCUCGCGUGCUGUUUGGCAAGGUCUGGGUGUUGGAGACUCAUUAGCGUCACCAACUGGGGCUAUGCUCAUCCAAGUCACUCGAGAGUCUAUGGGAAGGCUCGCAACCAUCACGUUCGCUCAUCUGUUUGCGACUUCAAUUGAAGCAGAAUGCAAGGCUUACCGCAUGGCCUGUGACCUGUUGACCGACUCGGCAAUGGUUCUCGACUGCGCAUCUCCCUAUUUCCCGCAAGAAGCCAGGUUUUUGGUUCUCUGUCUCUCUAGCAUUCUAUACUCCGCAUCCGGCGUCGUUGGGAACGCAUCAAAAAGCAGUCUUAGUGGUCACUUUGCCAAAUGGAACAAUCUCGGCGAGCUCAAUGCUGUAAGUUCUAGGACUUAUCACAGGGGAGACGCGUGCAAGAUUAGAGUUGCUAACAGUACGCAGAAAGAUGCCAGCCAGGAGACAGCCAUUUCUCUGAUAGGAAUGCUUACGGGAACGUUGUUGUUGUAUUUCCUGACCGACGAAACAUUAUCGUGGAUCGUGCUCUUUGUCCUCCUUGGCGUUCACCUUCUUCUCAACUGGAGGGGCGUUCGAGCAGUACACUCACGUCAGCUAAAUCGUCAACGUGCCAACAUUGCUCUGUCGGCACUAUUUUCGAAAGACGAAGUCCUCACACCACUGAAAGUUUCCCACAGAGAACUCAUCUUCGAGAAGCGAAGGGGAGAAGUCUUUCGCUGGAACUCCGGGCCAGUGUUUGGCCACUGCAAGUACGGAGUGCCCCUCAAGACCCUGCUUGAAGCCUUGGCCUAUGGGAAGACCCAUGAGAUGUCCUUCCAGCUUUCAAGUGUUGACCUGUAUACACUCAUGGAUGCAUUCGACCGCGAGGAGUACGUUCUCUGGUGUCAGUUAUCAACCGCGGCCAACGAUGCGGCCUCAAGAAUCAAAGUUAUUGUCGUCCUGAAAGAAGGGGUGACGCCGAGGUCACAGCUGAAAGCUUGGUUCCAUGGUCUGUUGCUGGCCAGAAGACUCAGCGGACAGGAAGAAGCGAACUUGGUGCGAGCUGAAUUCGACCAGCAAGCAAUGUUGUGCCACGUGGAGGAGAGUUUGCAAAUCGCCAAUGAAAAGUACGAGCUGUACGCGAGGAGACUGGCUUCUGCGGGCUGGAACAUCGAGGUUCCUGUGCUGGAGACCCGAGCAGGCUCUCGCAUUGUUCGGGAGCCUGACGAGAUGACAUCGCACUGAGUUAUUUCGCCGGUCGCGGGGGUUGAGGAGACGAUCUAGAUGGUCGGGGUCAAACCUGCAACCGUUAGAUUUGGUCUGAAGUUAAAACAUGCAGCAUAGCGUCACUGUGUCACAGUCAUCUUCA